This is a messenger RNA of Syngnathus typhle (broad-nosed pipefish), 2777 nucleotides long. It is a transcript of the gene bcl3, whose product is annotated as BCL3 transcription coactivator. Gene Ontology annotation, molecular function: protein binding. The record is from RefSeq and is a predicted model, not a curated record. The transcript has 9 exons. Bases 289 to 1764 code for a protein of 491 amino acids. Lineage: Eukaryota; Metazoa; Chordata; Actinopteri; Syngnathiformes; Syngnathidae.
CACAUCGACGUUGUAUUCGCUCACUUUCAUUUUAAAAAGAAAGUAAUGGUGGAGCACUUACGCAGCUGCACUUCCAUGCAUAACUUGCAUUCAGCACUAAGCUGAAGGUUGCUUGAUUUGGAAAUUAUUUGUAGUUGUUAUCAUUAAACAAACAAAACCUACCAAUGACGCCAACGGAAUGAUCGCUUUUGGGGGCUAUCUGUCCGGUUUUUACUGCCAACAGACUUUCAGCGAAGCACCGAGACGCACCUGAGACUCUCAAAAGACUUUCAACCUCGCCCCCGGUUGAUGCCAAACGUCAUGACCAUGAACGAUGACGGCCGUUCGCUUACCGCCGCCGCGCCGCUGGACCUGAGUACCAGUCAGCGGGGGAGCACCUCGUCCGCAGCGGCGCCAGACCGCCCAUGUUGCCGCAAGGAGACCGUCGGCUCACCUGCGCCUCCGCCUACGCCGGGUUUCCCUCGCAAGAGACCGGCUGACGGGGCUUCCCUCCGGCUUCCUUUUCGGAAGCGACCUAUCGCCGUGGAGCCGGAGGAGCGAGCGUCUGGAGACGUGGGACGAGUGGAGCGCUUUUCCCCGGCGACGGGGGAGGCUGUCGCGCCGCAGCGACGCGAGAGAAGCGCCGCUGAGGGUCGGCUGCCUGUUGCUGGGGCAACCCACAUGCACGCGAAGGAGGCUGAGCGGAGUUUGGAAGCUUUUCCCGUCCACGUCGUGUCCUCCUUCACUUAUGGUCACUGUCAGGCAUACCCCUACCCGGAGGCGGAGCAUCUCAGCUUCCAGCACUCGCGGGACCCGCUGAGGAGCAUGGCGCUGGCCACUCGGCAAGAUGAAGACGGAGACACAGCCCUGCACAUCGCAGUGGUGCAAGGCAAGCUGGACCUCGUGCGCCAACUCGUCCGGCUGCUGCAGUGUGCCGGCAGGAGCCUGGACAUCUACAACAACUUGCGACAGACUCCACUCCACCUGGCCGUGAUCACCCGGCAGUCAGAUGUGGUGGAGGCGCUGCUGAGGGCCGGGUCGGACCCCUCCUCAUUGGACCGCAAUGGCCAGACGGUGCUCCACCUCUGCUGCGAAUACCACCAUCCGCUGUGUCUGUCCAUGGUGCUUUCGCUCCCCUCGUCUGUCGCCUGCCUGGAGAUGAAAAACUUUCAAGGUCUGAGCCCGCUCCACGUGGCCGUACUCCACGGACACAGAGAUUUGGCUGCCAUGCUGCUGGUGGCGGGAGCUGAUGUCAACACUGUGGACAUCAAGAGUGGCCAGAGUCCCCUCAUUCUUGCCGUGGAGAGCAACAAUGCAGAAAUGGUCCGCUUCCUCAUUGAGAGCGGCUGCGAUGUGAACAGGCCGUCGUACAGCAGCAACACGGCACUGCACAGCGCCUGCGCGCGGGGCCAGGCGGACGUGGUGCGGGUGCUCCUCAAGAGCGGCGCCGACAGCAGUCUCAAAAACUACCACAACGACACGCCCGUCAUGCUGGCCAAGAACAAAAAGAUAGCAGACAUCUUACGAGGGAGGGGUUCAAAACCCGUACAAGUUCCAGAUCAACAUUUCGACAUGUCAGCCUCACCACACGGCACCAGCUUAAUGAUCAACAGUAGAGGUUCACCAUCUCCAAGCCACAGUCGUGGUUGUUCUCCAACAAUGCCUCACUGCGCCACCUCCCACUCACCAAGGACCCCACCAAUGUUCGCCUUUCCAUUUUACGAGCAGGAGUCCUCAUGUAUCAAAACUGGCAACUACUGCAUCCCUCGGAACAUCAAGCAAUGAGGAAAACGACAAAUCUAGCAUUCAGUGGUGUUGCAUAUUAAAAAGAGUAGCCGGUUUACUCAAAGAAUUAAUGGGGGAGAAACUAGCAGUGUUCAGAGUUGGGUUGCUAGGCUAACCUAUGCUAACGCACAGGUUAAGUCACAUUUCCAGUGCCAUGUGAUUAUCUGCAAUGGAACUCCGGGUUUAAUUUGUUCAAUGACUGAGCUGUGAUGUACCUCAGCUUUGUUUGUACUCAGGGGUGUGCCAAGGCUGGGGGCGGAGGGGGUUUAGGCACCCAUUGCUGGAUACUGUAUACAGCAGUGAUUCUUAACCUUGUUGGAGGUAUCGAACCCCACCAGUAUAAUAUGCGCAUUCAUCGAACCCCUCUUUAGUGAAAAAUGUUUGUUUUUUUCAAAUUGAAGACCUCAGUGUUUAUUACUAGUGCACAAAAUGAGCCGUGCAUGAACAUCACCUUGUUCAAAGAAAAAAAAAACACAAUGCAUGAAGUCAAAACAAAUUACAUACCUGCAGAUCAGAGUGACUGCUGCUGUUGCCUUUGCGAGACCAUUUCAGAUAUGCGUCAUCACGAAUUAACACAAUAAUCCAGGCAUGUUCGGACCUCCGCAGUGGAGGCUCUGGCGAACCCCUGAGACCAACUCACGGAACCCCUAGGGUUCGAUCGAACCCAGGUUAAGAACCACUGGUAUACAGUAUGCAGUGACUGUCCAGGACCCCCUGUACUUGUAAAGUGAUGGAAUUUGCAUUACAUUGCCUUGUGUGUUUUGUUUACAUAUGCUACGCAGAAAAAGAUAGGAAUUUGGAUUGGGCUUUCCAGUCAAAUUUCAAGAUAGACCUAAGUUAUAAAUAACCUUUACAGGUGAAUUUAUUCUGAACUUUUAAAUGUCCAUUUGUUCACUGUUUCAGUACGUUUUGUACAACUUGAUGUUUGACAACAUGGUGCUAAUGGCAAACCUUUCUGUGACCCUUCCAAUCUCACUGUAUCUCUGUAGCCCAAUACAGUAUCCCUAACCUUU